Messenger RNA from Kwoniella mangroviensis CBS 8507, 618 nucleotides. RefSeq lists its product as uncharacterized. The transcript is spliced from 4 exons. The record is from RefSeq and is a predicted model, not a curated record. NCBI's taxonomy places the organism in Eukaryota, Fungi, Basidiomycota, Tremellomycetes, Tremellales, Cryptococcaceae. The coding region runs from base 1 to 618 and encodes 205 amino acids.
AUGACUCGCACAGACCGACUUCGAAGACGUGCUGCUUCAAAGGCCAAAUCCAAGCCAACACGACUGGCAAAAUUUCUACUCAAGCGACAUUUUAUUCCCAAGAAAGAGAGUACCCAAUCUCAGCAACCUCAAUUUGCAUCGGACGAACUGAGAGCCAGUCUCUCUCAACUGCUCGCGCCUACAUCCAUCUCCUCACCUACCACUUCAGCCACCACUCUCACAACAAACACAGCAUACGAUACACCUACAGUGUACGCAACUUCCCCCGAGAAAACGAUCCUUCCCGCUCCUGUUUCGAUCUCCUCCGAUUCCAAACCUCUUGCCGAUGAUACUAGUGAUACAAUCUCCAAUCAACCCGAUAUUUACGCUCCACGUAACACGGCUAAUCCCGACUCACCCAAUCAGAUGGUAUUCUGCGUCGACGAAUUGGUUUAUGUUGCUUCCCCGAAGAAUAUCCCAUAUCAAGAGGAUUACAUCUACCGAUAUUAUCUGCAGGAACUGCAAGGGAGUAUUGUUCCCGAAUAUUAUGGAAUGUUCACCUGCUUUGCGAAGCGGAUGAAUCGGAUGAUGAGGAAGAAGAAGGAGGUCCUCCAGAUCCUUGGUUGUGCGCGAUGUUGA